Molecule: messenger RNA, 1193 nt
Organism: Carassius carassius (crucian carp)
Lineage: Eukaryota; Metazoa; Chordata; Actinopteri; Cypriniformes; Cyprinidae
Product: H-2 class II histocompatibility antigen, A-U alpha chain
Exons: 4
Coding region: 300-1076 (258 amino acids)
Biological process (GO): immunoglobulin production involved in immunoglobulin-mediated immune response; immune response; antigen processing and presentation of exogenous peptide antigen via MHC class II
Cellular component (GO): membrane; MHC class II protein complex
Molecular function (GO): MHC class II protein complex binding
Source: RefSeq, a predicted model, not a curated record
UUGAUUGAUGCAUCAUGUAAAAGACUAGUAAUAAUGUCAUUUGAUUUACUGGUUCUUAAUAGAUCUUGGACCGAGCAUGUUCUAAAUGAAGUGGACACCAUGUGUUUCUAUUAUCAUGUCCUGUUGUUCAGUGCACCGUGGUUAUUACAGAAACAAUACAGUGGCUUCAUGCAUCACAAAAGAAGUGAAACCUGAUUAUCUGGUGGAAUCCAGUGCUCUAGUUUUUCUCAGGCAUGAGGAAAUCAUAUCGUGCACAAUAAUGACUGUGGAUGAGGAAGUAAAUAUUAGGCUACCAGUAAAUGCCCCGUUCGUGGCAUUCGGCUGAUGGCCUUGAAAUGUGGCGCUUGUUCCCUCUCUUUUGCACGUUUGGCUGUUUUUGGAGUUUUUCAAGAGCUCAAGGUGUGAAGCAUUUAAUGCGUCAGCUGACAUACUGUCAUAUAGAGAUGAUGGACGCUGGUUUUGAGCUGGAGUUUGACGGUGAGGAGCUCUGGCACGUCGACCCUAAUGAUUACACAGCAAAGCAGCGUUUGCCGGAGUUCGCAGGCGACUGGAGCCUCGACCGCAAUCUGCCUUCUCUAGCGCACCUCUCCAUCGGCACCUGCUUCUACAAUAUUCCCCGCUGCAUCACAGGAGAGAAAAAUCCCCCCCAAUCCAUCGUUCCUCCUUCCACACAGCUGUACUCCAAGAGCGACGUGAAGCUUGGUGUUGAAAACACCCUCGUCUUCUCGGUGACCGGCUUCCACCCGCUGCCGGUGAACAUCUCCUGGACGAGGAACGGAGAGCCGGUGAGUGAGCAGGACGUCAGUGAGACGCAGUAUUACUCCAACCCAGACUUCAGCUUUCGCCUGUUCUCCUACCUGAACUUCCGUCCUGAGCGGGGAGACAUCUACACCUGCAGCGUGCAACACAGAGGACUGGAGCGGGACGUCACCAGGUUCUGGGACGUGGAGGUGCCAGAAGACUCUCAGGAGGUGGAGACAGCGGUGCUUGUGAUCGGAAUUCUUGUGGGGUUUUUGGGAUUUGUGGUGGGAAUCAUUAUAAUCGUAAUGAGCAAGAUGGAGCUGCGGGCUGUAUGAUCUCUCACAACAUCUCAGAAACUCAGACAGCCUUCUGUUCUUCUAGCACAAACUUGACUGUAAAUCAUUUGUUUAUUCUGAUUUUUAAAAUUAAUAAAUGUAACUAUUUAACAUUGA